AUGAAGGGCAAGACUGAUUUGCAAUCUUCACCCAAUCUAUCUGAAGAGGAAGAAGGUGACUAUGAGACUGUAAGUUCUAUGACUCUGGAGGCCAUCCAUGCUUUGAGAAUCCUUCCUGCCAAGCCUCUAGAAGAAUCUGAAUAUGCAGACAAACGUUGUUUAAGGCCUUCAGGUCCCACUUCCCCAAUAAACAGCCAGCACACAUCUCAGUCCCCUCAAUACUCAGCUAAAUACACAUCUGUUACGGAUAGGAGAGGCGUGACAAGUGCCACAGGAGAAAGAAUGAAAACACAUGGACUCAAGGAGCCUGUGCCUCCCCCACGGCCUCUGAAGACACUGCCAAAGCAGUAUCAGCCACUUCCUCCAGAGCCACAGAUAAGCAGCCAGCUCCCUCAGACAAGGAAGGUGCUCAGCCAAGCUCACACCUUUCCGGUGUCAGCAAAAGUCACAAGACAUUUAUCUGUUGAACUAAAUGAGGCACCAAGAAGAGAACAAGUUACAGAUUUGGGGAAGUACCCUGAAUCUUUUAGAGCACAUUAUCAACCAAAACAUCACCCUGAAGCCAGCCCUCAAUCUAUGCAGAGCUCUAAGUACAUCUGCAGCUCAGGAUCCAUGUUAAGUGCAGAGAAUUUGUCAAUAAUGAGGUCACCCUACACAGCAUGCAAAAAUAAAUCAAAACCUUCACUUGUCAAACAGGAAACACAAUCUCCUGCCCAAGCCACUGAACAGGAUUUAAAGAACUACGAAUGGUACAUUGGAGGAUAUGAUCGCCACAAAGCAGAGCAGGCACUGCUACAGGAAAACACUGAUGAGACAUUCUUGGUCAGAGAUUGUUCAAAGAAAUCAAAUGCUGAACCAUACGUUUUAGUUGUCUAUUAUGGAAGAAGAGUCUACAAUAUUCAAGUACGUUUUCUGGAGGACAGUCAGCAGUACACACUGGGAACAGGGCUCAGAGGAGAGGAUAAAUUUAAUUCUGUGAAAGAGAUCAUUGACUUCUACAAGAACGUUCCCAUCACACUCAUUGACGGCAAGGAUAAAUCAGGAACGCAGAGAGAGCAGUGCUACCUCACUUAUCCGUUCAAGUCACACAAGAUGGUUUUCACUUUAGUGCCACCCACAUUUUUGUAUGUGAAUAGCACAAAGAAACACCAUCAGCCCUUCAGUGAGAAGCUCCCCAUAUUCUGAUGCAUUCUAAAUGCCUCACUAAAAAUUAGUCUCCACUUGAGAAUACAGAUCCCACCCAUUUCUUUGAUUCCUGUAGUCUGUCUUUGAGAUAACAAAUAUGUGCCACCGUAUUAAGUCACAGCAAAGUGUGGACACAGACUCCUGAUACUUAGUAACAACUUAUCUUGCACUCUACCUUCUAUCUCAAGACCAAACCCAGAUCCCAUUUUUCCUACCUACACGCCACUGAAGCCCAGUUUCUAGCAAAACCUAAUAAAGUAUACUUUAUUUUUGCUUUUAAAAAUAAAUAUGAAAUGGUAUUUGUCAGAGUACUCUGUUUAACAGUUUCAGUGUGCCCAAUUAGCCAUGAUCAGCAGCCACUGCUGUCAGCUGAUACUCGUGGAAGAGCAGAUUCUAAAGGUAGCUUUAAUGAUGUGUAUUCUAUAAUUGACACUUAUUUCGCUUAAGAAGCAAACAGCUGUAUCCAAUCUAAGCCUUCAAACACACACAAACAGUCCCUUUGAACUCAUAGCAGUGCAGAGAUAAAAACUAUCAGUAGGUACAGUAUAUGUAUUUCAAGCUCCGCAAGAAAAUGUUUCAGUGUGCAUCAAAAAUGACGAGGUGGUAUUCUUCCA
Molecule: messenger RNA, 1799 nt
Organism: Pogoniulus pusillus (Red-fronted tinkerbird)
Lineage: Eukaryota; Metazoa; Chordata; Aves; Piciformes; Lybiidae
Gene: CLNK
Product: cytokine dependent hematopoietic cell linker
Biological process (GO): cell surface receptor protein tyrosine kinase signaling pathway; intracellular signal transduction
Source: RefSeq, a predicted model, not a curated record